This is a messenger RNA of Caenorhabditis sp. 36 PRJEB53466, 1394 nucleotides long. The record is from the annotation of a GenBank genome assembly. NCBI's taxonomy places the organism in Eukaryota, Metazoa, Nematoda, Chromadorea, Rhabditida, Rhabditidae.
AUGACUGUCAGCUACUCCCUCUCGGCAGCGACCGCCAGUGGUAAAUCAAAAGGGUCAUUACUGACCAAAAAACUUCGUUUCAGCUUGGGCUUGGGUGGCAAUCUUGUGUCGGUGGAAGGGGAGUAUCUGGAAGCUCAUUUGGAUAGAAGCGAUCGCCUGGACAGUGCUGACCGCAUUCCUCUACGUGCUGUACGUGCACGUCUUCAUGGGGACCGACUUCGAACAGACCUACAAGAAUCUGGUGGACAUCACGAAGGACGUGCCAACCGACGGAACUCUCAUGUUCCUCCUCUCCUACAUGACCUACAAUAGUCUGAAUCGGUGGUCCGACACUUUCAAAUGUCUCGCGUGGCCGGAGAAUGUUGCGCUUUGCUUCAAACAAUAUUUCAAUCCCAAAUCGGUCAGAUAAAUAUUGAGUCCCCAAUAAAAUUUUAAAUUUAGGUGACAAAACACGAAGAAAAGUGCUACUACCGAACAGUCGCCAGAUAUCUGACAGUCUGCUACAUACUCAUUUUUAGAGAUGUUUCUGCCGAAGUUCGGGAAAUGUUCGAGACCAUCGAACAUCUGGUUGUGCACGGAAUCCUGACCGCAGAAGAAGCGCAAUUGCUACAAAGCAGCAGAUUAGAGAAACAUUCUUGUCAUUACUGGAUUCCGAUAAAUUGGAUUGUGGUUAUUGUUCGGAACAAAUACAAACCAGAGUAAGAAAUGAAUCGAAACAGGAAGUUUAUUAUUUUUUUCUAGAUUGUCAGCGGACGGGAAAGGACGGAAGAACCGACAAUCGAAGGAAAGUAUCAUGACGGAAAUUCAGUACAUGAAGUUCAUAACUGAAGUGAGGGAGUAGCUGAAGACUUCUGAAAAUUUCAGCAUGUUUGCAGAUCAACAGACUCCGAGCCCGUGUUGGGGACGUACUUGCGUACGAUUGGGUCCCUCUCCCGCUCGCCCUUUUCCAAUGCCUCACCAUUUUCGUUUACGGCACAAUGAUUGUGAACUGUUUUCAAAUGCAGGCGCGCAUUGUGUUAGUUCCAUCUCUUUUCAGAACAUUUCAUAUUAUGCGUUUCAGAAUGAGUGAGAAGUCGGGAAUAUCCGAUUUGUUUGUGGAGAGUAUGAGCACGCUUCCAAUCAACAUGCUCUACUUGGGAUUCCUACGUAUCAGCCAAGUCAUCAUCAAUCCGUUCGGAAAAGAUGACGAUGACUUUGAAGUGCGCUCAACUGUACCUUUUUCACGUCAUAUCUGCAUUUAGGCCCUGUACCUGAUCGACAGACACAUCACAGUGCUUAAUGAAAUCUUGAGCACGGAGGAUGAUGAGAAGGACAAAGAGAAAGAUGACAAGAAGAAGAAGGAGAAAAAGGAAAAUGAGGAGAAAAAGACGGAGCUGAAAACGCAAUCUAAGUAA